AUGCCAUCCGCAUAUAAGAGCAAAGGGAAAGGUCGCGAUGCGCGCCGAUCGCGUAGUCGCAAUACGACACCCUCCAACGCGGGAGGUGCACCGGCACUCCCAAGCUACCUCGAGACCGAUGUAACGAAGCUCAUUGAUAUGGCCCAGGGCCAAUAUACGGACCUCCUAGACCUUGUUGCUGGACCGAACAUUCCCGACUCAAAAACGUUGGAAACAUUGGUGGAGCAUCUCACUAGUCUUAGUGACAUGGCAGAUAGCCGGGGUGAGGUGUUCAAUGCAGGAAUGCGAGAAAUGUCACAGAAGCGAAAGGACGUAGUGGAAGACCAAGAUCUCAGUCGUGAGGUUGAAGCGCGUGCGAAAUUGAAGAGAGAGACCGAGGAAGACGAUGAUACAAUCCACAAAGCGAAGCCGAAGAAGCGGAAAGAGCGCGCAAGCAAGGAAGAGCGACCGUUAAACCAUGGGGCACAUGAACUAAGUCGUCAAGAUGGAGCCGAAACGAAAGUAGAAGGUGCUGCUUCUCCAGUGUUUAAAAAUUCGAAAAACGCUGCCUCCGAUGGGAGUUCCUCCCUUUCCCCUCCCUCAAUGUUAUCCCCGAAUGGCCCUGCGGGUGGGAACGAUGGCGCUGCACCUGAGUCCCCCGGGUCGGACUCGAGUGAUUCCUCUCACCAGCCCGAGCCCCAGCCAGCAGUACCACAGGUUCAAGUGUUUGGUAAAAACCCGUUGAAAUUCGAUGAUCCCACCGUCUACCACAUCCGCGACAUUCUCCCACAUAUGACCGACGAUGACAAGAAGGAAAUCUUUAGCGUUGCUCGCUUCCCCAAGACCGACCUUGCUCAUAUGAUGGCUGGUAUUGCGCCUGAUAAGGACUUCAGUAACGCAAAACCUUCCAAUCAAGUCAGCGCAAAUACCUUCCAGGCUUACAUUGAACCAUAUGUUCGACCCCUCAUGGAAGAGGAUAUCGCGUGGCUAAGAGAAAGAGGAGAUCGUGUGUCACCUUUCAUCAACCCGCGCCGGGGAAAGAGAAGCUAUCGCCAGGUCUGGGCGGAAGAAGAUGGUGUAUCCUACGACCAAAGCCAGGACGAGAAAGAUCAACUCCCAUUGAACCAAGGACGCGGUAGUGUUGAAAACUUGACAGAUGAAAAACUUGAGACCAACGAGGUUUCCAUCGGUCCGCUUCUUAGCCGUCUCUGUUCCCUUCUACGAUAUGAGCACCGGACUUUACCCGAGGAUACAGCCACUUCAACAAAUGGGGACUCAGUUGCACCAAAUGGACUAGGAGGUGGAGAGGCAAUGGACUUAGACCAACCUAAUGGUAAUGGCGAACCGGAUACCACCAAGCCAGAGAAUAAAACUCUUCCACCAGCAACAGCCUUCCGCGACGCCAAUCCCAACGAAUUCAAGACCUCGGUUGCAAAGCUCGAUCACGCCCAGCUUGACGAACGUGCUAAGGCAGAACUGCGAUACAUCGGGUUCUUGGGACCCGAUGAUAAUCCCGAUUACGAUGCUCAUUAUGACGACGAGGUAUCCGAGCGUCUUCGACUUCUACAAAGUGAACUCAAGAAACAAAUUGUCACGAAUAAUGCGCGCAAGGCCCGUAUCCUCAAAAUCGCCCAGGAGCACAUGGCUCUUCUCGAGUUCACUACUAUUCAGGAUGACCUUGAUACUCAGGUUCAGCAGGCUUAUCUCAAGCGCACCCGGACAAUGGGCAAGAGUAAAAAGGGAGCGCAAGCUAAGCACCGCCCCGGUGGUGCGGGUGGUGGUAGCCAUGUCGCGGGUGUAUCACGGCCUGCUGUAGGUGAUCAGGCGAAGACUGUCAUGGAUCGUCGCAAGCGUUGGAAUGAUGCUUUCUUGCCUAUCUUCGAAGAUAUCAAGACUACGAUUCCGUCAGAAGGAGAAACAAUCUUCGAUCCUGCGACCAUGGCCGAGCAUGAAAAGGCCGAGCUGGAGAACUGGGACGAAGAAUAA
Messenger RNA from Penicillium angulare, 1965 nucleotides. RefSeq names its product histone acetyltransferase NGG1. Bases 1 to 1965 code for a protein of 654 amino acids. Gene Ontology annotation, cellular component: SAGA complex. Gene Ontology annotation, biological process: regulation of transcription by RNA polymerase II. The record is from RefSeq and is a predicted model, not a curated record. Gene Ontology annotation, molecular function: transcription coactivator activity. The transcript has 3 exons. Lineage: Eukaryota; Fungi; Ascomycota; Eurotiomycetes; Eurotiales; Aspergillaceae.